Molecule: messenger RNA, 1899 nt
Organism: Melitaea cinxia (Glanville fritillary)
Lineage: Eukaryota; Metazoa; Arthropoda; Insecta; Lepidoptera; Nymphalidae
Gene: cts
Product: D-xylose transporter
Exons: 11
Coding region: 216-1739 (507 amino acids)
Biological process (GO): transmembrane transport
Cellular component (GO): membrane
Molecular function (GO): transmembrane transporter activity
Source: RefSeq, a predicted model, not a curated record
AAAGUUAGUAGCCACCGUGCGGCAAACCCCAACGCACGCGCAGAAAAUAGCAACCUAGUUAAAAUAAUUUAAGAGGUUGUCUGUUUUAUAAAGCGUAGAUAAUAAAUUGUUUUAAUUUGCUGUUUCCCAUUUGAUUUCCGCGCGCUUUUUUGGCGGGAUUCAGUUGUGUUUGAAUAUAGUGCAUAUGUUAAUCGCAGUCUAAGGAAUAAAAGAAAAUGUUCCACGGAGGCAUUUGGGGUAAACUACGUAAUUUCUACAAAUGGUACGUCUUGGGUUUGGUGUCGGUUGGCUACAUCCUCGGCGAACUCGGACAUUACCUUAUUGGAACAACAUCAAAAGUGACGGCAGAUGAUUUACACUAUGGGGAUAAAUCGUGUAUGUUGAACGCGACUCACCUUACCCUCAGUCAGCUACCAGUCGUAUGCGAAAAGGUCAACUCUAGCGAUAUAUGCGAGACACUCGAACUAAACGGAACUAGAUACUGCGAGUGGGGCUACAAUGGCCUUGGUAUCGACUACCAAGUCCUCGCCGGUCCUGCUUUCAUGGCUGUGUUCACAGUCGUUGGUGUUAUACUGGGUGUGGCGGCUGAUAAAUUCAACAGAGCCCGCAUCCUGAGCAUAUGCACAUUAGUGUUUGUGAUAGCAAUUCUCUUGAUGGGUUCAGUAAAAGAGUACUGGCAUCUAGUAAUAUUGAGAAUGAUAAUGGCGGCAGGAGAAUCUGGUUGCAAUCCUCUUGCAACAGGUAUCCUGACUGACCUAUUUCCCGAACACCAGAGGGCGCUUGUGUUAUCUAUCUUCAAUUGGGGUAUCUAUGGCGGUUACGGUAUCGCUUUUCCCGUUGGAAGAUACAUCCCUGAAGUCAAUGCUUGGGGACUUAGUUGGCGUGUCUGCUACUACGGCGCGGGUAUCAUCGGAUUGGUCAUAUCUGCCCUUACCUUCUUAACUCUUCGCGAACCAGCUAGAACUACUAUUGGAGAAGAAGGUGCUGACAAUAACAAAGCAAGGGACUCUACUGUAGAGGCAGGAAAGAAGAUGCCUCAAGUGACCAUCUGGCAUGUAAUUGCUCAACCGAGAAUCAUACUUCUUUGCUUAGCGGCCUCUAUCAGACAUUGCGGUGGUAUGACAUUCGCGUACAACGCGGACCUGUACUACCGUGACUACUUCCCAGACGUGGACCUCGGCUGGUGGUUAUUCGCUGUCACUGUUGGAAUCGGGUCCAUCGGCGUCGUCGUCGGAGGUGUCAUCUCCGACAAAUUCGUGUCAAAGAUGGGUGUAAGAUCUCGAGUGCUGGUUCUGGCUCUAUCUCAGUUAAUUGCCACUCUCCCCGCCUUCGGUUCAGUUGUGUUCGGUCCGCUUUGGGCAAUGAUAACCCUCGCUAUCUCAUAUUUCUUCGCUGAAAUGUGGUUCGGAAUCGUGUUCGCGAUUCUGGUAGAGAUAGUGCCGCUGUCGGUGCGCUCAACGACCGUCGGCGUGUUUCUGUUUGUGAUGAACAAUGUGGGUGGAAACCUACCCAUCCUGGUGGACCCGGUCUCUAAGGCUAUCGGCUAUAGGGAGGCCAUUAUGAUAUUCUACGCUGGCUUCUACGGCAUCAGUAGCAUAAUGUUCUUCCUGACUAUGUUUUUAAUGGACGGCCCUAUUGAGAGACCUGAGGAAACAGAGAACAAGCCAAGUGGCCUUGACAACAGAGCAUACACACACGACGAACCAAGACGCGGAAGAAGUGAAAACGCCAGGCUAUAAAAUAAAUAGACUAACUUGAAUCAAAAGACAAUAUUGUUAUAAGCACUUACCAAUUUGUUAUCGACGGAAGACGCUUGACGUAACAUUGACGUAGCUACGGAUUUAUGUUAGGGGCGACAACUAUUGCUGUACUAUUACAAUCAAAAAGUGGGACCCUUCA